GCUCCGCGCGCCGUAGCGCUGCUUGGUGCUCCGUGGCACCGCGCGCCAUGGCGCAGCCCGCCCGUGCCCCGCGCCCACCCGUGCCGCCCCCCAGGCCCGACCUGGAGCUGCAGUUCAAGUGCUACCACCACGAGGACCGGCAGAUGAACACCAACUGGCCGGCCUCCGUGCAGGUCAGCGUCAACGCCACGCCGCUCACCAUCGAGCGCGGCGACAACAAGACGUCGCACAAGCCGCUCUACCUGAAGCACGUCUGCCAGCCCGGCCGCAACACCAUCCAGAUCACCGUCACCGCCUGCUGCUGCUCGCACCUCUUCGUGCUGCAGCUGGUGCACCGGCCCUCGGUGCGCUCGGUGCUGCAGGGCCUGAUCAAGAAGCGCCUGCUGCCCGCCGAGCACUGCAUCACCAAAAUCAAGCGCAACUUCAGCAGCGGGACCAUCCCGGGCACGCCGGGACCCAACGGCGAGGACGGCGUGGAGCAGACAGCCAUCAAGGUGUCCCUCAAGUGCCCCAUCACCUUCCGACGCAUCCAGCUCCCCGCCAGGGGCCACGACUGCCGGCACAUACAGUGCUUCGACCUGGAGUCCUACCUGCAGCUCAACUGCGAGCGGGGCACCUGGCGCUGCCCUGUCUGCAAUAAGACGGCGCUGCUGGAGGGGCUGGAGGUGGACCAGUACAUGCUGGGCAUCCUGAUCUACAUCCAGAACUCGGACUACGAGGAGAUCACCAUCGACCCGACGUGCAGCUGGAAGCCCGUGCCCGUGAAGCCCGACGUGCACGUCAAGGAGGAGCCGGACGGGCCGGCGCUGAAGCGCUGCCGGACCAUGAGCCCCACGCACAUGGUGCUGCCCAGCAUCAUGGAGAUGAUCGCCGCCCUGGGGCCCGGCUCCGUGCCCUUCCCGGCCCUGCCGCCCUCCGCCGCGCCCGCCCCCGCCGACUACGGCGCCCAGGGUUCCGGCUUCGCCGGGCCCGGCGGCUUCCCGGAGCCGUUCCCCCCGGCCGCCCCCGGCACGCCGACGCUGAGCGAGUUCGCGGCGGGGCCCCCCCCCGGCUCCUACCCGCCCGACCUCCCCGGCGGCCUCCUGCCCCCCGAGAAGCCCCCCGCGCCCCCUCUCUCCGGACAGCUGCCUCCCGCCGGCCGGAUGGAGCCGUCCCACGCCGCGGCCAUGGGCAGCGCCCCGCAGCCCCUGCCCCACCGCCCCGCGCCCCCCGCGCGGCCCCCCCCGGGCCCCGCCGCCCCCCCGGGGGGGCACGGCCCCGACCUGGCCUUCGGCACCGCGCCGCCCAUGGCGGGCACCGGCGAGGGGCCGGAGCCAGCGCUG
Molecule: messenger RNA, 1322 nt
Organism: Oxyura jamaicensis (ruddy duck)
Lineage: Eukaryota; Metazoa; Chordata; Aves; Anseriformes; Anatidae
Product: zinc finger MIZ domain-containing protein 2-like
Exons: 8
Biological process (GO): regulation of transcription by RNA polymerase II; protein sumoylation
Molecular function (GO): zinc ion binding; SUMO ligase activity
Source: RefSeq, a predicted model, not a curated record